This is a messenger RNA of Macrosiphum euphorbiae (potato aphid), 420 nucleotides long. The record is from the annotation of a GenBank genome assembly. NCBI's taxonomy places the organism in Eukaryota, Metazoa, Arthropoda, Insecta, Hemiptera, Aphididae.
AUGCUGAAUAUUUUUUUUUUUUCAGAACAUAUAGAUCCUAUUGAAUGUCCAAAUUUUUGUGGCAGAUCAUACAAAGGCAAGUUUCAAAAAUCUAGUCUUAGAAGACAUCUUAUUUACGAAUGCGGAGUUGUUCCUCAAUUUCAGUGUCCUGAGUGUCAAAAACGAUUUGCUGAUAAGGGCAGUAUGAAAAGACAUAACAUAUAUUACCAAAUCCUCUAUUCUGUGAGAACAAUUGUGGUCGAUAUUAUACAGGAAAAAAACAUUUGUUUGCUGGUCAAAGAUUUAAGUGCCCAAAAGAAUGUGGUAAAUCGUACAAGAACAAAUACACCCUUAAACGACAUUUAUUUUUUGAAUGUGGUGGUAAAAAAACAUUCUCUUGUAACGUGUGCAGUAAAAAAUUUUCACAGAACACUAAUCUGA